Messenger RNA from Polyodon spathula (Mississippi paddlefish), 3806 nucleotides. RefSeq names its product vicilin-like seed storage protein At2g18540. NCBI's taxonomy places the organism in Eukaryota, Metazoa, Chordata, Actinopteri, Acipenseriformes, Polyodontidae. The record is from RefSeq and is a predicted model, not a curated record. The transcript is spliced from 5 exons. Bases 1 to 744 code for a protein of 247 amino acids.
AUGUCCCAGCAGAGGGAGACCUUGUGCUGCAGAGCUGCCGAGGAAGCUGAUUCAUCCAGAUGUGAAGCAGAGAGGAGGCGGGCUCAGGUUGAAACACAGGCACAGCAGUCCAGGGAGGAGAAAGGCCUGCUAGUGGCUGAGAAUGGCAAGCUAAAAGAGGAAAUCCAGCCGCUGAAGAGCAGGUUAACCGAUGUGCAGCAGGUUUUAGCCCAGGUGGAAAAGAAUUACUUUGAAAGUAAGAUCAAGUUAGAGAGGAUAACCGUGGAAAAGCAAGUACUACUGGAAGAAAAUCGAGACUUGGAACGGGAAGGAAAUGAACUCAGGCACAAACUGAAGGAAUUAACUGAAGAGUCCUCAAAACUUAGAGAGAAGGAGGUGAGCUCCAGGCGCAGGGCUCUGGCAGCUGAAGAGCUCUCAGAGAAGUCCACCAAGGCACAGCGUGAAGUAGAGCGGGAGAAGAGACUGGCUGAACACGAGAGACAGGAGAUGGCUAACGAGAGAGACACGUGGAGACGUAAGCACGACGCCCUGGCAGAUAUCCUCAGCUCUCAGGAGGAGGAGAAGUCCAAAAGACAAAAUAAAGCGUGCCAAGCUAAUAUCAAGAGCUAUUUCUUAUGCGUCACUGAAAAUGGCCAGAGAGUUCGAAUUCUGAAAAAUGAAGAUGGGACUCUUAGAAGCUUUCUGGAAGGAGAGCCGGUGUAUCUGUCCACACCUGGCACAGAACCUGAAGAGCCAGAAAGGUAACUGGAAUAAAUGUAUUUGGAAAUAGGUGGCAAAUAUAAACCACAGGGUGUGAUCACUUUAAUAGGAUGUAGAACAUCCUCCCUCUCGCACCACUCCUGCACAUUGUUCCAGACAAUACAAAUUGCUCUCUCUCUUGGUGUCUUUCAAAUAUUACCAUCCACUAUCUGUCAGCAGUCAUUGUAUUACCUCCCGUUAAUCCAUCAAUUGCAAAGGUAAUUUCCUUGCAUUACACAACAGAUUUGAAUUUCCUAGUUGCAGUUGGAAAUAUAAGUGCACACAAUGGGUACCUACUAUCUCCCCCUUCUGAUUCAUGGAAAUCCUUGCUUGGUCACAUGUAACUGAUCAGGGCCUUAUAUAUUUCAUAUAAUUAAGUGUCCUGUGGUUCAGCUCAUUUGCAUAAUAUUGUGCUGUCUAUUUCACAAAGUAGCAAUGUUGGAAAGUGUCCAGAUAGGUAAUGACAAGGUUUUCAAAGAGCAAGUUGUACCUUAUUUUCAUCUUUUAUACUGCAUUUUUUCAUGCUAGUGAUUGAACUGUUACUAGUGUCUAGAAUGCUGUCUGACCCACAUUGAUUUGUUUUUAAUGUAGACACAAGUAGAAAAAAAAAGCACACAUUUCUACGAUUAUAAAAACAUAUCUGCAGAUUAGCCCAUUUUAAUUCUCUAAAAGGUUUUUAAAAAUAACUUUUUUUCCGUUACGAAAGAGGCCAUCAGCAAAACAAAAACACAUCACUAUGGAUACAUGACAAGGCUGGAAACUCUUCCCAUUGUUUUAACAUGUCUAUUUUAAGCCUGCCAGUGGUAAUGGAAUACCAAUUACUACAUUCCUUGCAACACGAACCAGAGUAUUCCAAAGCCUUUUAGUUGACUGUGGUUGAAUUUAUUUGCACUGCAUCAUUUUGUGAAAGUAUGUAAUGCUGCCUGCACAAUUUUUCAAAUACAAUUAAUAUUAACAUGUAUUUUUAAAGUUUUGAAGCAUUAAACUACACACAUCUGAGUAGAAAAAUACAUAUAUUUAUCACAUUUUCCAUAUGCUGAGAAAAACCUGUUAGUGACAUGACUAGUUAAAGCUCCAAAAGGAAAUUUAAGGGAUAUAAAUGCCAUAUUUAUGUCCCCUUAAUAAAACAUUGUUAUUUUGCAGACUUGUACUUGUUCUAACAACUUUUCCCUUCCUACUCAAGACUAAUGUACAGAGUUGCUGCUCCAAGUUCAAGUACUCGAAGAAACUCAUCUCAAGUACAUUUUAGUGAACUUUCACCCAUAGAAAUUCCUGAAAUGGUAUCUACUCGAAAAAGCAGAAAAGUGGUGGAAUAUUUCUGGCUUCCGACAGAUGAGGAAUAAUACAUGGAUCAUGUUAUUAAGUCUGCAUCCUGAACUACUACGAAUAUUAUACCUGUGUUACAUGUCAUGAGGGUGAAAAACAUUUAAAUAUUUACCACUGAAAACAAAGCAAUAUUACCUAAAAUGUCAUUGUUUUACUACAUUACUCAACAGCAAUAAAGAAAAAAAAAUGCUGAUCUUGAUUUUUCAGGCUCAGAUCAAGCUUUUACUAUAUAAUAGCACCAUGAGUUAGAGGUAAAUUCAGAAGUGCAUUUAGGGAAUUAGAAUUGCAAGUCAAACCACAGCCACCACUUAUUACUUCUUUGUAAGACACUAUUCCAGUUUAUGCGUUUCACCAAUACUAAAAGAAAUGCACGACACAGUAUUAACUUUGCCAUUGUCUUAAGAUAUAAUUUCCUGCCUUGAAAGCAUACUAAAAUAUGCUUACUUAUUGUACCCAUAUUUAUAUAAAGACAAUAUACAAAGUUAAUGUAUCUUUCAUACCAGCAGGCAUUUACACAUAAUCCAACUAAAAUUGUCAGUUUAAUUUGGGAUUCUACAAAUUCAAAACUACCAACAUGGCAAGAUAGCAGAAUGACCCAACUUCUAUUUUAAAUCAUGCCCCAAUCACACAGCAUCCAGGUUGACAGAUGGUGAAUGUAUUUCUUGCAUUUUAUUAAUUCCACAGCAGCCAGUUACACAUACAAAGGCAAUGGCAAUUGUUUUGUAUAAGGAAAGUAACAGCAUAUGGCUAAGAUUGAAAUGACAGUUCCCCAAAAAGCCUCUUCGAAACCUCACCAGUACUUAGUUCUAAAAGUUUACAUACAAUGUUAACAUUAUUGUACCAAUAAGCAUUAUACAGUAAAAAUGAAAACUGGCUUAGAAUAUAAUUUGUCAUUUCAGCAAUACCAUUAACAGUGUUUAACUAUAUACUGCAGGUGAAGCAAUAGUGGUACACAAUUUUCUCUUUACAAAUACCUGUAACCUACCAUAACACUUUAAAAAGGAUAACAUUUGGAGGUCAAUGUAUAGAUUUAGGUAUAUUAAAAAGCACAUUAAAUUUUGUUAUGUUCAGGGACAACAUCUACCCAAACAUAUUUCAUGAUCUAAAUUACCAAAAAAAUUUAAUUAAAAUGUAGAAAAUAUGCACAGACUUACGUUUACUGGUAGAAUGAUAUCCAGCUACAUCCCUAAGAUGUCAAAUUCAGACAAACCGCUUAUAAAAGAGAACAAAUCAAUACCCAAAUCAGUUAGUCUCGACAGUUAACUUUAUUUCACCAAUUGAGUUAAGACAAGUUUAAAAUUCACUUUAUUAGAUACACAUCUUUCUAGGUCAGAUUAUAAGCUGUCCAUCUGAAUUUAUGGGCAGAUUUAUUUCAGUAGUCCCUGAACAUGCAGUAGGAAAAAAAUAAUAAAAAAUUCAAGUAUCAAUGUUUGAUAGAUACAGGUAUAAAAAAAAUAGCAGGGCAUGUGAACACGACUUGAUAAAUUAAGGAGGCUUAAUUUCCAAUACUAUAACAAAAGGGGUCCAAUGUAAAAGUUGAAUUUCUCACGAACAAAGGUUUCCAUACAUCCACAACAAGCACUUCAGUAAAAUACCCUUAAAUCUCACAUUCUGAUUGUGCAAGUAAACCAGGUUUUCAUUAAAGACUUGUGCACUUGCCCAGGCUUUUUUUGUUUUUAGGACUUGAGGAUAUUCAAACCCAGCACAUAACAAAGCCCAUUACUAGGAGGUAGAAAUACAGG